Molecule: messenger RNA, 3173 nt
Organism: Melanotaenia boesemani (Boeseman's rainbowfish)
Lineage: Eukaryota; Metazoa; Chordata; Actinopteri; Atheriniformes; Melanotaeniidae
Gene: faf1
Product: Fas (TNFRSF6) associated factor 1
Exons: 19
Coding region: 243-2267 (674 amino acids)
Cellular component (GO): endoplasmic reticulum; nucleus
Molecular function (GO): ubiquitin binding; NF-kappaB binding
Source: RefSeq, a predicted model, not a curated record
GCCGUAAAGCAAUGGGCUAGCUGAGAAUAAUGAUACGAGAUAACUGAACACUAGCGUUACUUUACUGAACUUUGUUUGUCCCAAGCUGUUAAUCCCGAUUCGCUUUAAUAUAUCAAAAUUGCCAACAUUUCACCCGCGGCCGCCUAUAAGGAAAACAGUUUUCUUUAGACGCCGUGUCCUUUUGUGAGGCGAAAAAUCGACAAGAGCCAGUGAAGAGGAAUUGCUUUUAGCCAGUCAUUGCCAUGGCCUCCCAAAGCGGCGACAGCAACAUGGAUAGAGAAAUGAUUCUGGCCGACUUUCAGGCUUGCACUGGAAUUGACAACAUUGCAGAGGCUAUCACUUUGUUAGAGCUCAAUAACUGGGAUUUAGUGGCUGCCAUCAAUGGUGUGAUACCACAGGAGAAUGGGAUCUUACAAAGUGAGUUUUCCAGUGAGGCAAGCCAAGCAACCAUGUAUGGACCCCCUAGCCACUCGGAAGCAACUAAUGCAGCAGCCAGAGGUGCAAUUCCUCCCCCCUCUUCAUCAUCUUCAUCCUCUUCCCCUCAAUCAUCCUUGGCUUCAGUGGUUUGCCCCAUCAACCCCUCCACUCGGCAAAUUGUAGAACGUCAGCCACGGAUGCUCAACUUUCGGGUGGAGUACCGGCAAAGCUCCACGGACCUGGUGCUCGAGGAGGGCAGCACAGUUGGAGAAAUCAAACAAAUCCUUGAGACAGAGCUUGGUGUUCCAGUGUCUAAAAUGCAGCUGAAGGGAUGGAAGAGCGGAGAUGUGUCUGAUAGUACCGUGCUAAGAAGUUUACACCUGCCGAAGAACAACAGCCUGUACGUCCUGACCCCAGACAUUGCCCCUACUGCCAGCACCAGCAAAAACAGUGCUCUCCAAGACUCUUUAAACCAGAACUUCCUCCUGGUUAUUAGCCAUCGUGAGGCUCAGAGGGACUACAGCCUCAACUUUCCCGGCUCCAGAACCAUACAAGAGGUAAAGAGGAACAUUUCGGAUUUGACAAACAUCCCAGUCCGGCAUCAGCAGUGGGAGGGAUGGCCUGCAUCAGCAUCCGAUGAUUCUAUGACUCUAGCUCUCUCUGGGAUCAGCUAUCCCUGCCAUCACCUCAGUGUUUGUCGAAGAUCCUCACCAGCCAACGCCCAGGAACCCACAGAAGAGUGUGCAGAUGUCCACAUGAUCAGUGACAGUGAGGGGGAUGAUUUUGAGGAUGCAUCAGAAUUUGGUGUGGACGAUUCAGAGAUGUUUGGGAUGAGCUCGUCAAGCUGUCGGAAGACACCCAUGAUGCCAGAGAACAGCGAGAACGAAGUGGAGGCCUUAACUCACUUUACUGCCGAAUUUUCUUCAAGGUAUGGAGAGACCCACCCAAUGUUCUUCAUUGGAUCUUUGGAGGCAGCAUCUCAAGAGGCCUUCUAUGGCAAAGCCAGAGAUAGAAAGCUAUUAGCGAUCUACCUCCACAAUGAUGACAGUGUCCUCAGCAACGUCUUCUGCUCCCAAAUGAUGUGUGCAGACUCCAUCGUCUCCUACCUGAGCCAGAACUUCAUUACAUGGGCCUGGGACGUCACUAAAGAAGCUAACAAAGCCAGAUUACUCACCAUGUGCACAAGGCACUUUGGGAGUGUGGUGACACAAACUAUACGGACAUACGAGACAGACCAGUUCCCCUUGCUCCUUAUAGUUAUGGGCAAACGCACAUCCAAUGAAGUUCUAAAUGUUAUUCAAGGUAAUACGACAGUGGAUGAGCUGAUGAUGAGGUUAAUGGGCGCAAUGGAGAUCUUCUCAGCACAGCAGCUAGAGGACAUCAAAGAUGAGGACGAGCGUGAGGCACGGGAGAUGGUGAAGAGAGAACAGGAUGAGGCCUAUCGUUUGUCUUUAGAGGCUGACCGUAAGAAGAGAGAAGUGCAAGAGAGAGAAGAGGCCGAACAGGUACGCCUGGAACAGAUGAGAAAGGAGCAGGAGGAGGAAAAGGAGGCUAUCCGCUUGUCAUUGGAGCAGGCUUUACCUCCAGAGCCUGACGAAGAAUCAGGAGAACAAAUCAGCAAACUGAGAAUCAGAACACCAAGUGGCGAGUUUUUGGAAAGGCGUUUUCUGGGCAGCUGUAAGCUUCAGGUCCUCUUGGAUUUUGUGGCCUCGAAGGGAUACCCUUUUGAAGAGUUCAAGCUCCUCACUACCUUCCCUCGUAGAAAUAUCACCCAGUUGGAUCCAGGCUCAACCCUGCUGGAGGCCAAGUUGUUUCCUCAGGAGACGCUCUUUCUGGAAGCUAAAGAAUAGGAGCCGGCCCUCUGAUAGCUGAGAGGACCCAGUGACUGACUGAUGAACUGGCUGGACGCACAUUAGUCACCGAGCAUGGCCCCCUCCCCACAAUCUGGGCCUACAGUACACACACAAAAUGCACACUGACCUCUCAGAUAUACAUAACACACUGGCAUGCACAUCCAGUGACACACAUGCGCAAAUAAGCUUCUCUGCCCUCGGCCUGGUCGUGGUACAUGAAUGCCUGGUGUACACGUGUUGCACAGAGGAGCAAAGACAGAAUCACAAGCACACAGCCAAACAUUGAUGUCCCUGAACCUCUCUUUCUCUCUCAGCUCUUCACACUCUUCACGUUUCCAAACUGCUGUGUCAUGGUUCUCUCACACCACCACCACAGAACAAUGUCAGCGUUGAGAGACUGAGUGGACAGGUCGUUGUCACAGGAAAAACAAAACAAAAAAAAAAAAAAAAACAGACUUCUAUCCCCAUUUCCUCAUUUAACACACCGAGGCUGCUUUUUUAGAACAUGGUUUUUGUGUUUGAAAUAAAAGAAAAAAGCUAAAAAAUGUUAUAAAAUAAAGUUCAAGAGGAGAUUUUGUCCCGUGAAAGCUGGACUGUCUCAUCUCCACCUGUAUUCACCUCUUUACCUUGCCCAAAGUCCACUUUCUGUCCUUCCAUCCCUCCCCCCUGCAUCCCUCCGUCUGUUGUCCACUGCGGGAUGGUACUCGAUGGGAAACCUGCAGCAUCUGCAGUCACCCCUGCAGUCUCUUUUCUCCUGGUUUAAAAUCCACUGCUUCACAAGCCAAUAGAUUUCUCUCUUUUUUUUCUUUUUUUUUUCUUUUUCUCUUGAUCCUUUUUAAGUUUGAUGCUGUAUUAGCUUUAGUUUGAUAUACAUUAUAAAAAAUAUAUGACUAUGAACAUCCA